UAUAAAUAACCCGUAUUUAUUCACUUUCCGUGUUUGCGUGGCGUGGUUGCCCCGUUUUGUUUAUAAAGCGUUUCGCAUCGCGUUUGUUUACCGGCGGCGCGGCGCGGGCGGGCGGGUUGGCGAGCCGCCAGCUCCGCCGGAUCGCGGUCACACCAAUACAUUCAGAUUUCUUGGGAAAAAAAAAACCAAGUGGACGAUUACCAGUGAUCUUAUCCGCGUCAAGAAUCGCGGUCUGUCGUUUGGUGCUUUCGGAGAAAUUGUGGUCGAAGUUUAAGGCUGGUGGUGUGAUAGUCCUCUUGAACAGGCGUGGCGUGGCGGUGUUGUGGCGCCGCGCCCCCGCGCCGCCGCUGCCAAGUGGGCCAGGACGCGGCGAGUCAGCGCGUACGCAGCUGCCGCUCUCACGCGCAGUGGAGGCCGAAGGUUUGCAGUACUAAGGGCUCUUGGGGCUGUGAGGAAACGUCCUUUCAAUUGUACACGUUAUGGAGGCGGUGUACCCGGCAGCGGCGUCGGCGCUGGCACGCGGUCGGCGAGCGCGGCGCGGUGGCGUGCGCGCCAGGCACCGCACUAUGCCUGUUACCUUCGCGGAGAUCAAAGAAGUGGACGAGGAGAACGUAGAGGAAGCAAGCACAGCGCCGCCAUCACGCGGCUCGGUGUCCAGCGAGCGGCGGCGGCCCGACGUUCUGGACGAGCGGCUCGGCCGGCAGUUCCUCGAGUUCCGGCGUCGACGCAAGCGUGAUGCACUCCCCGAACCACCGGACGAGCCCGCCGCCGAACUCGUGCCGACGGCGCCUCGCGCCGGCUCCGAGCCCAUGGAGCCGCGCUGAUAGCUCGCACUAUUGAACUUUAAUAAUACUAAGCAGUUACGCUAUAUUGCCGAUAUUGAUGAGAAUCAAUUAGUUUGUGACUGUCUGACACAGUAUUUUUAUACCCAGGUCCACCAAUGUUGAAUAGUUAUGAAUGACGUUGCCAUAUUGCCAAGGUCUUUAUACUUCGGGUAGAGACCGUCAGACACUGGUAACUGGUAGAGGAUUAAGGUUCGGUUGCACCUAACCGUCUGUCACCGAUGUCACAGUUAAAGCUUUCUCAACAUUUUAUUGUAUAGGAAUUAUCAUAGUUCUCUGCUGAGCUGAUCAACAUUCAUCACUUUGAUCAGUCUGUCACAUGUGGUUAGUGCAACUGGCAAUAAAUCGACGUGGAACAAUUGUUUUGCGAGGAGGCUUAGGUCUAUUAGAUUUAUAACUGAAGGCUUGAGUAGGUAUAUAAAUUACGUACCAAUGUAUUUUUUUAUAGAGCUUGGUAUUGGUAUGGUAUUAGGCUAUCACGUAGGUAGGUAAUUACGUUACGAGUUUUAUUUAGGCACUAUAAGGGUUGGUUGCACGUUCACACAGUUCUCUGCUGAGUGACGUUGAUCAAUUCGUCAAUUGGAAUUAGCUGCAGAUCCGAAAACACAUCACAAAGCUUAAAAAAGUAUAACAUGAAUCAGUGGGUAAUGUGGUUCCAGAUAAUCGUGGAAUACUAUUUUAUACUGCAGUAGGUUAUGCUAUAGUCCUUGCUA
Messenger RNA from Cydia splendana, 1555 nucleotides. RefSeq lists its product as uncharacterized. Bases 480 to 824 code for a protein of 114 amino acids. The transcript has 3 exons. The record is from RefSeq and is a predicted model, not a curated record. Lineage: Eukaryota; Metazoa; Arthropoda; Insecta; Lepidoptera; Tortricidae.